This is a messenger RNA of Vespa crabro (European hornet), 4824 nucleotides long. RefSeq names its product protein cycle (gene cyc). NCBI's taxonomy places the organism in Eukaryota, Metazoa, Arthropoda, Insecta, Hymenoptera, Vespidae. The record is from RefSeq and is a predicted model, not a curated record. The coding region runs from base 252 to 3749 and encodes 1165 amino acids. The transcript is spliced from 16 exons. Gene Ontology annotation, molecular function: DNA-binding transcription factor activity, RNA polymerase II-specific; protein dimerization activity; RNA polymerase II cis-regulatory region sequence-specific DNA binding. Gene Ontology annotation, cellular component: cytoplasm; nucleus; aryl hydrocarbon receptor complex. Gene Ontology annotation, biological process: regulation of transcription by RNA polymerase II.
UGUUUCUCACAGUGCCUAACGGGCGCCUCUCCAAGACGCGAGUGCUCGCGUGAGUUUGUUCGGCCGGCAGAAAGGGAACGAAUAUUUGCAUUCUUGCAAUCGCGGAUCUUGUCGUCUUCGUCGUUGCAAUCACGCAAGGAAGAAGAGAGGACAAUUCCUUCGAAGGACGUGGAACGUCGCUCGGCAGGAGGGAAGGCCAAGGAGGCCUCCUCCUCGACGAUGCCGUCGUUUCCUCUUCGACGAGCACGCGUAUGUACGACGUCUCGCUCUUUUUUGAGGAGGAUGAGUUACCGCUGGACAGUGGUGAUAUCAUUGAAAAUGAGACGGUGAUUGGCGAUGGCAGUUGUAUAAGUAUUCAUCAUCAUCGUGAACGUUCUCAAUGUCAUUGUCGGCAACAACGAGAACGACGACACCGACACCGACACGGACAACAACAACAACAACAACAACAACAACAACACCAAGAACGAGAAGAAAAACGAGGUCAACAUUUUCGUCGUUCGCAAGAGGAACAAGGAAAAAAGGAAGACAUAGAGAAGGAGGAAGAGGAGGAGGAGGAGGAGGAGGAGGAGGAGGAAAAAGUAAAGGAAGAAAGUGGUAUAGAUUUAGAAGGUAUCCUACAAUAUCCUGGACCAAUGGGACAAGAAAUGAUGGCCGAAGAGAUGGCUCAAGGUUAUACGCAACUCAUUCAUCAGGUUCAAGAAUCACAGGAGUUCAUUUCCUUGGAAGAAUUUUGUCCUCGUAUUCAUCAAGAUACACGUGGCCAUGAUAUUUGCGGACAACAUUUUUAUCAUCAUCAUCAUCAUCAUCAUCAUCAUCAUCAACAACAACAACAGCAACAGCAACAACAUCAACAUCAACAUCAACAUCAACAACAACGAAGAUAUUAUAAUCUUUCGACUGUUCAAGAAAGUUCCUGUUCGACGGUCUAUUUCGGCGAGAUAGGCACGGGCUCGGGGGUGGGAGAUUUGACGGGCGUCUCGGCUGGGGGUGCCGACGAGCUUACCCCGACUCCAACCCCCGGCAACGGUAGUGGUAGUGGCAAUAACGUCAUCACCCCCGGAACAUCGAACGACACUAUCAUAAGCAACGCUACCACAACCACCACCACCGCCGCCGCCGCUACCACCACCUCUACCAUCACCACUACUAUUACAACCAACACCACUAGCAUUAUUACCAGUACUAUUAUCAGCACGCCUACCAGUAUCAUCAGCAACCCUACAAUUACUGAUACCACUACUUCCGACACAGAUAUCGUUGCUACAACAACCAACACCAACAACAACACCAUCAUCAACAACAACAAUAUCACUACCACCAAUACAGUCGCCGCUGCCUCUGUAGCUGCAGCUACUGUUGCUGCCGUCGCCUCUUCCUCUUCCUCUUCUUCCUCCUUCUCCUCCUCCUCUUCUUCCUCUUCCUCCUCCUCCACCUCCUCCUCCUCGUCUAUCAGCAACAAUAACACCACUAUCGCAAAUACCACCACCACUACCACCAUCACCGACACAACCCCGCGAAUUGCAACCGGGGCUGAACCGCCCCGGCACAUGGAGACACCCCCGACGAUGGUUCCAGACCAGGCACCCGCCCCCGGACAUCAUUAUCAUAAUCAUUAUCCUCAUCAUCAUCAUCAUCACCAUCAUCAUCAACAACAACAACAACAACAGCAGCAGCAACAACAACAACAGCAACAACAGCAACAACAACAGCAACAACAACAGCAACAACAUCAUCAUCAUCAUCAUCAUCAACAACAACAACAACAACAACAACAGCAGCAGCAGCAGCAGCAGCAGCAUCAGCAUCAUCAUCAUCAUCAUCAUCAUCAUCAUCGUGGAUCAUCCAACAAUACACCAACUCGUAAUCAUUGUCAACCUGGCAGCACCGACAACUCCGAGGAUUUUGCUCCAAUUUCAAAGAAAAGAAAAUUGUCUUGUCACGAUGGAAGCGACUUAUUGGAUGAUAUCGGUGAUGAUGCUAAAUCUGUACGCACAAACGACGAUAGUAAAAAGCAGAAUCACAGCGAAAUAGAAAAACGAAGGAGAGAUAAGAUGAACACAUACAUCACAGAACUCUCGGCAAUGGUGCCGAUGUGUCAUGCGAUGUCCAGGAAACUAGACAAGUUGACUGUUCUACGAAUGGCUGUUCAACAUUUAAAAACUAUACUGGGAGCUGUUACCUCAUAUACGGAGGGUCAUUACAAGCCGGCCUUUCUCAGCGAUCAAGAACUUAAAACCCUCAUACUUCAAGCCGCGGAAGGCUUCGUCUUCGUCGUGGGUUGCGAUCGUGGAAGAAUUCUCUACGUAUCCGAGUCGGUAUCACAAACUCUCAAUUACUCUCAGGGUGAUCUUUUGGGUCAGAGUUGGUUCGACAUACUUCAUCCGAAGGACGUAGCAAAAGUAAAGGAGCAAUUAUCCUCGUCGGAUCUAAGUCCGCGAGAACGACUGAUCGAUGCUAAAACUAUGCUACCAGUGAAAACUGAUGUUCCUCAAGGGGUGUCCCGACUUUGUCCAGGCGCAAGGAGAUCUUUCUUUUGUCGAAUGAAACGUAAAGUCGAAGGAGUUAGAUGCGGCGAAUUACAAGUCAAAGAGGAAGCUGAUACGACUACUGGUUGUCAUAGACGAAAAAAACAACAAAAUGUUGAUUGGAAGUAUUGCGUGAUCCAAUGUACCGGAUAUCUAAAGUCUUGGGCACCAGCGAAAAUCGGUUUGGAAGAACAAGAGGGAGAAGCCGAUGGCGAAGCUUGCAAUUUGUCGUGUUUGGUAGCAGUCGGUCGAAUUCAAACUGCACUUCCAACCUCGUCAACCUCAACGAGAAGACCACGUCUUCGAACUAUAGAGUUCAUCUCGAGACACGCAAUGGAUGGGAAAUUCUUGUUCGUGGAUCAAAGAGCCACAUUGGUACUUGGUUUUCUUCCUCAGGAACUUUUGGGUACUAGUAUGUAUGAAUAUUAUCAUCACGAUGAUAUACCACACCUCGCAGAAUCACACAAAACGGCAUUGCAAUCUUCUGAACGUGUUACGACCCAAGUAUAUAGGUUUAGAAAUAAGGGUUCGAAUUUUGUCAGGCUACAGUCUGAAUGGAAAUCCUUCAAGAAUCCAUGGACCAAAGAUAUCGAAUAUUUGAUAGCCAAGAAUUCGACCGUCUAUUGUGACAUACGACAGGCUGGAAAUAGUACGAAUAAAACUGAAAAUUCUAGUGUACAAGAGAAUUAUGAAUACUUCGCUCAAAGCAAUGGAGGCUUGGAAAGACUUAUCUCGAGUCACGUAGAGGUCAGUAAAAUUGGACGUCAAAUAGCAGAAAAUGUUUUGGAUCUUCAAAGACGCGGUGAAGAUUCUUCAUCAGGAAGUAGUCCGGGUCCGGUUGUGGAAUCCGCAUUGUUAAAUACCGAGGGAUCAUCUUUCCGACCUAAGUCGCAGAUUACGACCACGGCUUCGCCAGAGAGAAUUCACGAGGUCUCGCAAGUAGGAAUAAGUGCUGAUAACAGCAGUAACAACCCAACGUCCACGUACAACCACGUAGCCAACAACGUUCAACUCAACAGCAUCGCGAACGACCAAGGACCAUUACCAGACGAGGAUAUGAUGGAAAUGAUCGGUGGGACUGCUAUUAAUGAGUCUCCAAAUCCUGUGCCCUCCGAUGGAAAUGAUGAGGCAGCAAUGGCUGUGAUUAUGAGUCUUCUGGAAGCUGAUGCUGGCUUGGGUGGCCCUGUUGAUUUCACCGGAUUACCCUGGCCAUUACCAUAGUGUGGAUUGCGUUAGUGAUUACUUCACAGUGACUUUUUUCAAUAUGUACAUUACAAUUUUGAACAUAUUUAUAUAAGGAUUAUUAGUGAAAAAGUGUAUAUACUAUAAAAUCCCUUCCAUGUACCUGUAAUCAAUACUUUGACAAAAACAUUUUUUAAACAUUCAAAUAUAUAUAUAUAUAUAUAUAUAUAUAUAUAUAUAAAAUUUUUAUAUAUAUAUCUUUCAAAUAUCCCGAUUAAAUGGUACACUGGUCUUAAGAAAAACUUAAAAGCGCUUAUUCUCAAAGUGUGUAGAGUUAUUCUGGUGCUAAAGUGGUGCUGCGUGGAACAUAAAUCAGUGUAUUCUAUGUGACAUCGUUUAAAGUGUGUCGCCAUCGACAAUUCAUUUUCCACGUGUUAUUAAUGUUUCUUAGCAUUUAUUGUUAUACAAAAAAAAGAAAAAAAAGGAAAAAGAAAAAAAAGAAAAAAAAAAAAUAAGAAACACAGUAACACGAUAGAGUAUUUUGACAUCUUAUGUGCUUAAAACAAGCAAAAUCUACAUGGAAAGAAAUAUAUCAUAUUUUGUGUAUGACAAUAUUUUAUGUUUGUCAAAUUUCAUUUCUGAAAUAAUUUAUAUAACACUGAUACGACCUUCCUCAGAAAUAUAUUAUGAGGGAUACAGUGUUGAUGGUGAUAAGAAAGAAAAAAAAAAAAAAAAGAAAAAAAAAAAGAGAAAACAAACAAACAAACAAACAAAAAAAUUUGUCAGUGUUUUUCAAUUUUGCUAAGAAUAAUAAUGUUAUAUUUGUAAAUAAUAUAAAAGGAUCUGUGCUCUAUUGUAUCGUGAUGCUAAGUGUACCUAAUUAAUAUUUAAGAAUUUCAGCAUUGACUUGAAGAUAUCUUUUACUAUCGUGGAGGCAACUAUGGUAUUUAGAGUAUCACGGAUGUUAACGUUGUGCAACGUAUGGAUUCUUAAUGAUGAACUCUUACAAACUAUAAUGUUAAUUUUUCAAUAUGUGUUAUGUAAGUAUUUGUAACUGAUGUGAUUACAUGGUCGAAAAUCAUCUAAUUUUAAAUAUUCGACAAUUUUGAACAUA